GAGGCGCGAGACGGGGUCCGCACCCGCAACGACCCGGCAGCACCUUUUCAAAGAUCAACAAUCACUGAGAGGCAAGGCAUAACGCAGGUUCAAUGCUUUUCACGCGAAAUCAUCCAUGGCUCUUUGUCGGCCAAUGGAAACAACGCAACCCUGCUCGUCUACGAUCUUCAUCUCGACACAACCAAGAAAUCCCGACGUAUUCGCGAGGCCCAAGUCAAGUUCGAGUUCAGGAGCAGCAGCACAGGAAGCUCCGCGCCCCAAGUAGUAAAUAUAGCACCGUAUAGAAGCGUAUCUCUGCUGUCUAUAUCUGCUGAAGAGUCUAAGACUCUGGGAUAUGGACUAUCAGCCGGAGCCAGCCAGUUUACCAGCGUGGAGAGCUCAGUAAAAUUUGAGAAGACGGUCAACCAAACCAAAAACGACUCUGCUAGAGUCGCUGGUGGUUUUCUCUGCAACGACUACGGCAAGCAAGUGGGUGCACAGUGGAUCCUUUUCGAGAACGAGUUAGUAGCUUCGGGCACCCCGAAAUUUAUGCGCUUUGCUAUUCUGCUUGACAGGGAAAACGAUGAGGACAAUUUCGAAUGCAAGGUCACUAUCGAUGCCAGUGGGGAUUGGAAAGCAGUACUAGGAGGAUUGGUUAGGUCUACGCCGCGCGAUGAUCCUAUCCUAUUUGACCCGACUUUCCCGCCUACAAACAAACUUCGUAAAGGCUACGAUAUUGAGAAUUUAGGAUCUGUAGACUUGGAUGAGCUUGUGGAGAUCGAGUUUGAUAAGCCGCUGAAGAAGAAAUUUGAGGGGCAUUUAGUUUGA
Molecule: messenger RNA, 807 nt
Organism: Fusarium redolens
Lineage: Eukaryota; Fungi; Ascomycota; Sordariomycetes; Hypocreales; Nectriaceae
Exons: 1
Source: RefSeq, a predicted model, not a curated record